Messenger RNA from Blumeria graminis f. sp. triticale, 2229 nucleotides. NCBI's taxonomy places the organism in Eukaryota, Fungi, Ascomycota, Leotiomycetes, Helotiales, Erysiphaceae. The record is from the annotation of a GenBank genome assembly.
AUGCCAGGACUUCUUAGUAGGUUGAAGGGAGCUAAAUAUAAUUUGAAAACUCAUGGCUCCUCGUCGCAAUCUUCUAAGAAGAAAGAUGUCGAGUCAGUAUCAGACCUGACACCUCUCAAAAAGCUUUUGCUAAACGCUGGACCAAGUCUUAGGGAAGAUGGGAGUGAUAGGUUUUAUGGCAUGGAAAAUAUAUUUUAUUGUAGCUACUGUAAUUCUAUCGUCCAGGCGUUAUAUCAUUCAGUUCCAUUUCGAGAGCACAUCAUCAAUCAUUCGUCCCGAUCACAUGAACCAAAAAAUAAAGAGAAUGUUAAGGUAGUCUUGAGAAACUUGAAAAAUAAUUCUGGACAAUCGUCUGCAACUCACCAAAAAGAAGUGGCAACUACUGAUACUACCAAGAAGAGAAAUGUUGCUGCUAGCUCUUGUCAAUCGACAUCAAUGAUACCUGCGCAUCGACAGGACAAGAAAUCUGAUUCCUCAGAAUUUAAAAAAAAACUGGCCUUAAUAGCUGGCCCAGUCAUAGAACUAAUGUACGAAAACUCAAAUCCUGAUUGCCUAGAAGAAUCAACGUUCACGACGCUUAAAGAUAUCUUCGUCGCCCUUGUGGAAAGCGAGUCUCGCACAGGUGUUUUAAGCCCCAGAAGAUUCUUAGAGAUUUUCAAGAGGGAUAACGAGCUAUUCCGGACCUCAAUGCAUCAAGAUGCUCAUGAAUUUUAUGGUUUGGUCCUGAAUGCAGUCAUAUCUCAUGUAGAAUUGGAUGAGCAGCAGGUAAUGUUAAACACUAGCACAGUUGAGGCUGGACAAGAAAAUUUUAGAAACUCGAUAUUACCAUCUCCUCAAAAUGGGGGCUUCUCGAAGAAAGGCGCCGGCUGGGUUCACGAGAUAUUCGAGGGAGUAUUGACCUCUGAAAUCAAAUGUCUCACAUGUGAAACCACUACACAACGUGACGAAACCUUCCUAGAUUUAUCAAUUGACUUGGACAAUCAUUCAUCAGUUACGUCGUGCUUACGUCAAUUUUCAGCAGAGGAAAUGCUUUGUGAAAGAAAUAAAUUUCAUUGUGAUAAUUGUGGUGGUCUUCAAGAAGCUGAAAGGCGGAUGAAAAUCAAACGCUUGCCUAAGAUUCUUGCUCUUCAUCUAAAAAGAUUCAAGUAUACCGAAGACAUGACUCGCUUACAAAAACUUUUUCAUCGAGUCGUUUAUCCCUAUCACCUUCGGAUGUUCAAUACAACAGACGAUGCCGAGGACCCAGAUCGUCUUUAUGAGUUAUAUGCUGUUGUUGUUCACAUCGGAGGAAAUGCAUAUCACGGACAUUAUGUUUCGGUCAUAAAAACACAAGAUCGAGGAUGGUUGCUAUUUGACGACGAGAUGGUAGAGCCAGUAGAUAAGCAUUUUGUACGAAAUUUUUUUGGUGAUAGACCAGGUAUGGCAUGUGCAUACCUUCUUUUUUACCAAGAAACUACUAUAGAAGCUGUAAAAAAAGAACAAGAAGACGACAAUGUCGAUGGUACUUCAUAUACAACAAAAAGCUUAAAGUCUACCACUGGAAAUAUAGAGAAGGCUAGUUUAGAUACGUCAAACUCAAUUAAAGACAGGUCUUCCCCUAACGCAAAACCGGAAGCAUCUAGACCAGAUAAUCUUGGGAAUGGUACUUCAUUGGAAAUUGAUCUCGGAUUGCCAAAACCGAGCUGCUUAUCUUCACCUUCAACUACGAAUACACAUCCACCACUGUCAUCAUCACCGCAAGUAAUACCCACAACCCUUAAUGUUAUGAAUCAAAGGGUACUAGAGAGGAUAAAAAAUAAAGCUGUAGAAAAAAAAUCCAAGUCCAAAGAAAAGUUUCUCGCAAAGGAACAAGGGUUUUCGGCAGCAGCUGCAAGAAAAAGAAAGACAUCUAAGACUUCUACCAUUGAAAAGGUGAAAAUUGAUGACAAAAAAGUCACUCUAUCAAAUUUAGAAACUGAGUCAGAGAAUCAUGAAAAGCAGAGAAGUAGUCCAUGUCAUCGUAAAGAAGGUAGCUGGAGUAUGGGACGGAAGGGACUUGCGUUUCUAGGAGGUACGAAGAGCAGUGAUUGCAACAAAAUACCAGAAACACCGAUUCAAAAUUCAGAAGUACACAAAAAUUCCAACAUUAAUCAAAGAUUUCAGGGUUCAGGGAAAACUAGUAAAUUUUCAAAAGACAGAUUCAGUUUAAUUGCAUUAGGUAGAAAGAGGAGUUGUUUAUUCCCCCCAUGA